CCGCGGCCAGACGAGCAGGUUGACCUGCAGCCCGGGCGCCCGGUUCAGCGACGCCCCGGCCGGCGCCGGCGCCUGCCCGGCCCUCAAGGAGGCGGGGGAGCAGCGGAGGAGGCGGUGCCACCGCGGAGCCCGCGCCUCGCCCGCACCUCACCACCCCGCCCGCAGUCCCGGCUGGGCUGGGCGGCGUCUGCGGAGGCCCCUCGGCCAGGCCCAGUCGGCCCGAGCCGCGCGGAGACCGGAUAGCGGCAGCGCCGAGAGAAGGUGGCAGCGGCCGGGAGACCCGAGCCGCUCCAGCGACCCGCCAUGGAGACCCGCUACAACCUGAAGAGCCCGGCUGUUAAACGUUUAAUGAAAGAAGCAGCAGAAUUGAAAGAUCCAACAGAUCAUUACCAUGCGCAGCCUUUGGAGGAUAACCUUUUUGAGUGGCACUUCACAGUUAGAGGGCCCCCAGAUUCUGAUUUUGAUGGAGGAGUUUAUCAUGGACGAAUAGUACUGCCACCAGAGUAUCCAAUGAAACCACCAAGCAUUAUUCUCCUAACGGCUAAUGGACGCUUUGAAGUGGGCAAGAAAAUCUGUUUGAGCAUCUCAGGACAUCAUCCGGAAACUUGGCAGCCCUCAUGGAGUAUAAGAACAGCAUUACUAGCCAUCAUUGGGUUUAUGCCAACAAAAGGAGAGGGAGCCAUAGGUUCUCUCGAUUACACACCUGAGGAAAGAAGAGCACUUGCCAAAAAGUCACAAGAUUUCUGCUGUGAAGGAUGUGGCUCUGCCAUGAAGGAUGUCCUCUUGCCUUUAAAAUCUGGAAGUGAUUCAAGCCAGGCAGACCAAGAAGCCAAGGAACUGGCUAGACAAAUCAGUUUUAAGGCAGAAGUCAAUUCAUCUGGAAAGACUAUUGCUGAGUCAGACUUAAAUCACUCUUUUUCACUAAAUGAUAUACAAGAUGAUGUUCCUACAACAUUCCAGGGUGCUACAGCCAGCACAUCGUAUGGAGUCCAGAAUCCAUCUGCAGCAUCCUUUCAACAACCUACCCAACCUGCAGCUAAGAAUACCUCCAUGAGCCCUCGACAGCGCCGGGCCCAGCAGCAGAGUCAAAGAAGGUCGUCCACUUCACCAGAUAUAAUCCAGGGCCAGCAGCCAAGAGAUAACCACACUGAUCACGGUGGAUCAGCUGUACUGAUUGUCAUUCUGACUUUGGCAUUGGCAGCUCUUAUAUUCCGACGAAUAUAUCUGGCCAAUGAGUACAUAUUUGACUUUGAGUUAUAAUAUUGUUUUGCAACUUAAGAGCUGUGACUCAACUGCUUCAUUAAACAUUCUGCAUUGGGUAUAAUCUAAGAAUUGUUUACAAAAAGAUUAUUUUGUAUUUAUCCUCCAUUCCUUUUUUGAUCCUUAUAAAUUCAAUAUAAAUAUAGCUAGACAUUUAGACUAUAUGCAGCAGUGUGUCCUGCUUAAUGUAAAGGACUAGAAGUCAAAGUAUCUUGUCUAUUUGAUCUGCUUCACAGGGAAAUAACUUAUUGUUGUUUCUAAAGCCUCAGCUUCUUUUUCUGUAAAUUUGCAAUAUUUUUCUGUUUAGUUCUUUGAAUUUUUCAGAUUAAUGAUGGUGUUUUAAGUUCCCCCAAGUAUUACCAGUUACUCAAUAUCAUUUAUUGAGUACUAUUUCUACCUAGGUGGAAUGAUCUAGGGAUAGUAGAGUUGAAAAGGGAAAACAAGACUCAAGUAGCCUCCUUAAAAUGUCAUUCAUACUGGACUGUCCACUCUGUAACUGUUCUAAAAUAACUUAUUUCAGUCAAAUGUUUAUGAAAAAAUGAGAUUACAUCUUUGUUAUCAGAUGUUACUUGAAGAGGCAAUACUUUGUAACCACUUUGAUAUGUUGUUAUCAUCCUUCUUUCUCCAAUAGACACACAGAUUUUAAAAGAAAGAAAACAGUCCUCCAUAGAUCUUUGUCUUAAGGAAGAAAGGGUCCAAGCCAGAAAAUCGCUUGAUUUUCUUCCAAAAAUUAAGUGGGAGGAUCUUAAGAUUUGAAUGUUUGCUCUGCUUUGAAUUGUAUAUAUUUUGAAAUGUAUUAUAUACCUAGCUUUAUAAUCAUUAUAAAAUUUAAUUACUCCAGGAAUAUGCAUAAUGUUUAAAUAUUUCAUGCACCAUUUUAAUAGAAAACCUCAGGGCCCAAGUAAUAGUGAUAAAAGUUAGGAAAACCUUUACUUAGAAUUGUCCACCUAAUCAAAACCCAAGAAAGAUUUUCGGUGAAAAAAGUCAGUAUAGUACUGAGCGCUAGUUAGUUCCACAGAUACUGGUAGAUAAGUUCAUCAUCACAAUGCCAGUGAGACCAUAAACUCACAGAAAAUAUUCCCGUCAGCAUGUUCAGUUAGCAGCAUCGAGGGCACUCUUGGAGCAUGGUUAAUGAAGUUUUAAUUUUUAAAUAUAGUUAGUCCCUCAGCCUUCAAACACGUUGUGCUCUAAAAGUGUGUUUAUGAUUUUUCUUUUUUGUACAACUCAAUAUAGAUGAUAUUUAGGUUUUAGACCAGUCCAUGAAAGUUAGCCCAUAUGUAUUUUGGAUAGUUUUGGGAAGGAUAUUCAUAAAGUCCUUAUGUGGUUUUAACUAACUUGAAAUUAUGGGCAAGAACAAAGCAAUUCAUAAAAUCAUUUUAAGGGACUGGGGCUGUAGCUCGGUGGUAGAGCGCUUGCCUAGCAUGUAUGAGGUACUGGGUUUGAUCCUCAGCACCACAUAUAAAUUAAUAAAUAAAAGUAAUGUGUCCAUCUAUAACUAAAAAAAUAUUUUUUAAAAAUCAUUUUAAAAGCAAAUUUAAUUUUUACUCCUAUUACAGGACUUUGGAUCUUCUAACCAUUAAACAUAAUUUCUAUGUUUAUUUGAUGGCCAAUUUUCCAUUAAGUCUGCAUCUAAAAUAAAAACAUAUUGCAUACUAUUAUAUAAUAUAGAGUUGUCUUAAACUUUAAUAAAUUAGCAUUUUAAAGUUGUUCAGGUUUUUUUCUGUUAUAUUUAGCUGAAGUUGGUAGUUUGAAAAGUCCAAGGACUUAGGAAGAACUCUUGUGAGGAGAAUUAUAGGUUACAUUUUAUAACUUUAUUGCCAUGAGAAAAUACAUCCUGAAGUCUUGGUUUAUAACCCAAGAUAUUAGAAAUAUUGGGUGAGUUGUGUCUCCAAGCAAGAAAUCACUGACCCAACUGGGAAGACCAGGUAAUGGUAUCACCUAAGAAAGAAAUCCCAUACCCUCAACCUAUGCUGAGAUUAAUCAUGUGCUAGGAACAAUCUUCCUUUUAUUUCCUCUCAGUCAAACUUGAACCAGCCUCUGGGUCUAUGUGAUCUUAUCUGUUUUCACAGGCUGUACCUGUGCUUUACAAUUAAGCAUUGUGCAGAUCCUUCUUUAAUCUGAUGUGCAUCUCUUCCUUCAGCCCUCAAGGAACUGGAUACCUGCUUGAUUGUAUCAGGAUCUUUUAGCACCUGACACAUUCAUUUAGAAGUGGCAUAUUUUUCUGCUUUGACUUCAUAUAUGCUUCCUAAAAAUCCUGAAAUUGUCAAUCUGAUCCCCUUUGUGGGGUUAAUGAGCCACACUAAAUUGAUCUUUGAGGCCAUUUUUAUUGAAAUCCCACUGAAGGGCCUCUUAAGGAAGCUUGUUAUUUUAAGUCCUACUUUAACCCCUUAAUUCAAACAUAAGGCCAAUACUGGAUCUAUAAUCUGGUAGGUAAAGAUGUAGGACUCCUUAUUCUCCCAGUUCUCAGAUUUAGGUAACUCGUGGCUUUUUCAUUGACCAACAUAGCAUCCGACUACUUAUUAAGGUAGUUAAAAUAGCAUGCUUGAUAAUAAUCUGUCUGUUUCACCUGUAACUGUUUAAGCCAAUGAAUUUUCAAAUUUUAUGUAAUGGGGACUUUUAUGUAGCACUUUAUAUUUCCAUGCUGCUUAUUGUUUUAUUCUACUGAAAUAAAUGAAUUUCAUCAGGAUUCUCAACUAAUUUUUUAAAAGAAAUCUUAAAUUGUUUAUUGUUUUGACUACAGAAACAUAAUUUCCUAUUUCAGGAGAAUAAGAAUUCUUUUUGUUAUUUUUGUUUUAUGAAUAAACACUCUGGUAUCUUGAGGCUGCCUGUUUUUGUAGAUCAGAAUCAGUAAACAGGUAAACCACACACACUUGAACUUACUAGAGCAGAAACCUAGGGUGAAGUACUGAAAAGCGUACAUUGUUUUAUUACUUCCAAGUAAGUAUAAAGUGAAGGCAUUUAGUGAACCUGAGUUUAACUGAGAAUAAUGUGUACAUUAUCACAUGCGCCAUUGAAACUCUCGUGGGAGGCUGUGCAUGGCUCAGAAGCUGUUUGGAAUGUCUCUGGAACAGGUGCCUUUCAGAACUAGUUUGAGCUGCUCAAUAAAACUGAUGACUAUUCAUACCUUG
Sciurus carolinensis (gray squirrel) is the source of this 4388-nucleotide messenger RNA. It is a transcript of the gene Ube2j1, whose product is annotated as ubiquitin conjugating enzyme E2 J1. Lineage: Eukaryota; Metazoa; Chordata; Mammalia; Rodentia; Sciuridae. The transcript is spliced from 8 exons. The record is from RefSeq and is a predicted model, not a curated record. Bases 304 to 1260 code for a protein of 318 amino acids.